AUGGACACUUUGGAGCAGGCCAGGGACAUCCAUCAAAACAUAAUUAAUGGAGGAUUUUUGUUAGAUACUGGAGUUGGAAAUGUUGCAGCAGAGAUGAAUGCAAAACGUGGAGCACAGAGCCAAAAACCGAAUAAGGUGCUUUUCAUCACUGUUUCACAAAGCCCAAAUCUCAAAGGAAUAUUAGAGACCAUGUGGGAGAAACUUUUUGAAAAGAAGAAACCUGAGUUUCAGAAUGUUGAGGAUGGGCAAAGACAGCUGCAGCAACAACUUCUUAAACAAGAGAAACCAAUUCUAGUGAUACUGGAUGAUGUUUGGUCCAGAUCAAGUCUGGAUAAAUUACUAUUCGAAGGCAGAGGAUACAAGACCCUUAUAACAACAAGAGACAUUUCUAUUAUCCCCAAAAAUCCCUGUACUAAACUGUAUCAAUUACCAUUGUUGAGCCAAGGAGAUGCUCUGUCCCUUUUCUGCUUCUGGGCUUUUGGACAGACAACAAUUCCAGCAACUGCAGAUGCAAAUCUAGUAGAGGAGGUGCAAGCAGAAUGUGGAGGCCUACCACUUGCUCUGAAGGUGAUUGGAAGCACUUUGCAUGGGGAACCUCAAGUGGCUUGGGAAAGGGCAAAGAGCAGGCUCUCCAAAGGAGAAUCUAUAUCAGAUUAUCACAGAGAAGGCUUACUUGAAUGCUUAGCGACUAGUAUUGAUUUGUUGGAUGAUAUAGUGAGAGAAUGUUUCCUAGACUUAGGAUCAUUUCCAGAGGACAAGAAAAUCUGUGCUGAUACACUAUUGGAUAUUUGGGUUAAUGUUAGAAAAUUAGAGUGGCAAGAUGCCUUUGUCAUCCUAUUGGAACUUGCAGGCAGAAACCUUUUGAAUUUAAUUAGCAAUCCAAGGUGAACUUCUCUAAUCUU
This is a messenger RNA of Cryptomeria japonica (Japanese cedar), 902 nucleotides long. RefSeq names its product probable disease resistance protein At4g33300. Lineage: Eukaryota; Viridiplantae; Streptophyta; Pinopsida; Cupressales; Cupressaceae. The coding region runs from base 1 to 888 and encodes 295 amino acids. Gene Ontology annotation, molecular function: ADP binding. The transcript is spliced from 3 exons. Gene Ontology annotation, biological process: defense response to fungus. The record is from RefSeq and is a predicted model, not a curated record.